This is a messenger RNA of Dreissena polymorpha, 3584 nucleotides long. RefSeq names its product atrial natriuretic peptide receptor 1-like. The coding region runs from base 1 to 3078 and encodes 1025 amino acids. The transcript has 22 exons. Gene Ontology annotation, biological process: intracellular signal transduction; protein phosphorylation; receptor guanylyl cyclase signaling pathway. Gene Ontology annotation, cellular component: membrane. Lineage: Eukaryota; Metazoa; Mollusca; Bivalvia; Myida; Dreissenidae. The record is from RefSeq and is a predicted model, not a curated record. Gene Ontology annotation, molecular function: protein kinase activity; guanylate cyclase activity; ATP binding.
AUGUCAGAGAACCUAACUAUCAAAGUUGGUGUAAUACUCGUGGACAAAAUGUCAGAACCCUUCGAUCUUCCCCGGAUCGGACCAGCGUUGUCUAUCGCCUUUGAAAGAAUCCAACGCGAUUUCGGAAUCCGGUUUGAGCCUUUUUACAGGAACCACACCGGUGUAUGCCCUUGGGAGCCGCCCCUUGGGAUCCUUGCGGAACUGUACUAUAUUAACAAAAUUCAGGCGGUGAUCGGACCGGCGUGUUCCCAGGGAGUUGAGUCCGCCGGACGCCUGGCGCACUACCUCGGGUUGCCCAUGGUGACCGGCUUGGGUGAUCUAACUCUCCGCUCGUAUCCGAAUGACAUGUUUAAAACUCUGACGAAACUUUCCUACAACAUCAGGAAAAUGUCAUACUCCAUGUCGGCCGUGAUGUCCGAGUACAGUUGGCGCCAUUCCGCCAUCAUCUACGACGAAGCGUACAUCUUAUGGCGCGUGAUCGGCGAGAAUCUCGUUCUGGACUUUCGCGAAGUUCCGAUUCUUGAACGACCAUACGACAUCCCAUUUACGCUCUCCCCGGGGUUCGACUUUAAGAAAAUACUGAUGGAGGCGCAGAGAAACGCACGUGUUUUUAUUCUCAUCUGCUAUGCCGAGACUUUCCGCGAGAUGAUGUACGCGGCUUAUGAGCUGGGAAUGACGUCAGGUGAUUACGUAUUCAUUACGCUCGAACUUUUCCCAAGCGAGUGGAUGGGGUUCUAUCAGCAAUUUUUGAGAGGUGACAGCAAAGAUGACGCUGUCACGAUGGCGUAUCGGUCCGUUCUGAUCGUGACCUUGACCCAGCCUGACCUUAAUGACUCGGAUCUCGUGACCUUCUCGGAAGAGGUCAAACGAAGGGCGAAAAUACAGUACGGAUAUGUAUUUGGGCCGGACGAGCACGUAAAUUACUUUAUCACGGCGUUCUACGACAGCGCCCUCUAUCUAGCAAACGUCUACAACAUUACGUUGAGCGAGGGUGGUGACGUCACUAACGGACAUGUCGUCUCCCAGAGACUGUGGAACAGUUCGUUCCAGGGUCUCACGGGAUCAGUGGCUGUUGACGAGAUCGGCGAGCGCGUGGCAGACUUCGAUGUGCUACAUAUGGUGGCGGAAGAGUCACUGACAUUUAAGAUGGUGGGGCGAUUCCUGGGUGCCACACUCCGAUACACGAUAGUUCGCAAGAUUAACUGGGUCAAUGGCCAACCACGCGACGUCCCGGUCUGCGGCUUCGUGGGAGACCUCUGCGUUGUCAAGGAUGACGAAGACCUUUUGGGAGUCAUGGUGACGACACCAAUAGCAGUGGUAACCAUGGUGAUAAUGGCCGUCGUUCUACUAUUGUACAGGCGUAUGAAGCGGCGGCACGCAAUUGAGCGCCGGAUGUGGCAAGUAUCGAUCAGCGAGAUCGUCGUGCAGCGUCACAUGACCGGAAGUUACUUUGGCUCCAAGAUGUCGGCCUUCACGAUUCCGUCGAUGAACAAGAGCGAUGAAGGGCAUCGGAUGUACAUCGAGAUUGGCUACUGCCGCGGUCAGAAGGUCGCUAUCCGCACCCUGCACGCCAAGUCGCUCGUCGUCACGGAGAAACUGCAGCGGGAACUCUAUGACAUGUAUAGAACGUCACACCAAAAUGUCGCCAAAUUCGUCGGCGCAUGCAUGAUAGCCGAUGGUUGUCGUGUGCUCAUGGAAUAUUGUGCGCGUGGCAGUCUACAGGACAUCUUGCAGAACGACAGCAUCGACCUUGACUGGCACUUCCGGUACUCCCUCAUAAACGACAUCAUUAAGGGUAUGGUGUACCUGCACGCCAGUCCUCUACACGUGCACGGGAGGCUCACGAGCACGAACUGCGUCAUCGACAGCCGUUUCCUACUCAAGAUAACCGAUUACGGACUGCCGGCGGUGUUCGCCGGCGAACGGGAGAAGGAAGGCGAACUCAAUGCCGACGUCGUGUUUAACAAGUUAAUGUGGACAGCCCCUGAACUAUUACGUGACAUGACGUCAUCAUUUGCCGUGCGACAGUCCCAGACUGGUGACUUGUAUUCAUUCGGCAUUAUUCUGCACGAGAUUGUCACGCGUGAAGCGCCUUGGGACGACACCGGAUAUACCAAAAUGGAAAUAGUUAAACAGCUGAUAGAGAGGCGUGACGGAGUGUUCCGACCGACGUCAUCACCGGAAACUGAGUGCCCGUUUGAACUGCGCAUGCUCAUGGAGCAGUGCUGGUGUGAGGAUCCAGAUUUGCGACCUAACUUCUCCAUCAUCGAUCACAAGUUCCGCAAAAUCAGAGCAGGCAAGUCUGGCAACCUCCUGGACAACCUGCUUGAGCGGAUGUCGCAGUACGCGGACAAUCUCGAGGCGCUCGCAGCCGAACGCACCAAGCAGUACGUCGAGGAGAAGAAUCGCGCAGAGGAACUGCUGCUUCGUCUGCUACCGAGAUCCGUUGCUCGUCAGCUGCAGAGCGGAAACGUCGUUAUACCGGAGAUGUACCAGUGCGCAACCGUGUACUUCAGCGACAUCGUCGGCUUCACUACCCUCGCCGCUAUGAGUACGCCUAUUCAGGUUGUGAACUUACUGAACGAUUUGUUUACACUCUUCGACCAGACAAUAGACUCGUAUGAUGUCUACAAGGUGGAAACCAUAGGAGACGCAUACAUGGUGGUCUCGGGACUUCCGGAACGUAACGGGGAUGCGCACGUGACUGAGAUUUCCGGCAUGGCGCUGGACAUGAUGAAGAUAAUCAAGAACUUCACCGUCCGACAUCGCCCCGACCAUCAGAUGAAAAUCCGAGCGGGCAUUCAUUCGGGUCCCGUGGUGGCAGGGGUGGUGGGUAACAAGAUGCCGCGAUACUGUCUAUUCGGGGACACCGUCAACACAGCGUCACGUAUGGAGUCCACGUCAGAACCGCUGCGCGUGCAACUGACAGAGGCGACGAAGAUACUUCUGGACGGUCAUCCGGACUUCAUCACCAGCGUACGAGGCGUUCUCGAGAUCAAGGGUAAAGGUCAAAUGGUGACGUAUUGGCUUGAAGGUAUGACGGGAUCACGGAUGAAACCAUUAGUCGCGCUUCCUUAAAGAAUUGGGCGGGACACUGAGGCUUUUAUCAAUGUUUUAUUAUUUGUUAUGCAUAGUCACGGUGUUAUUGUGCGUCAGUCUGUUGUCGACAAUCAAUUUGUGACAAAUUGUCAUUAAUUCCGGGCACGUUGGACCUCGGUUACGUACCUUGUUGAUUCAUGAACACUGGACUCUCAAUCUGCCUUCAAGUGUGCAAGCUUCAAAACAAGGCGAUUAAAGUGGCUCUAUUGAACAUAAUGAUUAGCAAAUAUAUUUCAAUAACCUUUAAGUUAAUAGGUCUCUGGUAUAAAAUAGAGCUUCGUGACUAAAUAUACCCCGAACGCAGCAGACACGCCCAUGGCAUACACCAUAGUCCAAGGGCACAUAACUAAGACUUACAUGUAUCACUGCAUGUUAAGUAUAAGUAUGCGUCUUGCAAAUCUGCCCUGCAUGUUGAUGAAAUGAUAUAUUUUAAGUUUCAAUUUAAUUGCUAGAGAAAAUUGGGAAUAGCUCGCUUACUAACUUAA